GUUAGUUUGAAUAACAUUUGUUAUAUGACGCAUUAUUAGAUAUUUUCAAUUGCUAGAUUCGAAAAAUACGGUUUUUUCCCCUCGGAAAGUUUCUAGUUAAUUGUCAACUUGUGCAGAGUACACAAAAAUUUACAUUAAUUUAAGAUGUUGGCGGCAUGUAUCGUUAAUCAAGAGAAUUUGAGCAACAUGGGUGUACAGUGCGCCGUUCCCCACUGUAAAAAUGCUUCUUUACGACACGCCAAUAAUGAAAACAAGAAGAGGAUUUCGUAUCACAUGUUUCCAAAGGACGAAUUUUAUAAAGAAGAGUGGAUAAGCAAAUGUCGUCGCAGUACUCCUUAUAAUUACGACAACGCUUACAUGUGUUCGGAGCAUUUUGCAAAUGAUGAUUUUUUGCGUGAAAUCAAAAGCGAAUCACCGCAUCUCCCAGUCAAGAGAAAGUUAAAACCUGAUGCAAUACCGUCUCGGCUUUUGGGCAAUCCCUUCAUCAUUGAGAAAUCUCCAAAAGAUAAAGGGAGAAAAAGACGCUAUGAGAUGCGAAAACGUAACCCUAUGAAUGUAAUUGAAUCGGAUUCAGAUGAAAGAAAUACCGCCACUUUGACGAACCCACCUGAAGUAAUUUCACCACCUCCGAAGGAAGUCAAAGUUGAAGUAACUUCUGCGGCCAAGAAACUGAAAACAGAGGAUGAUGAUAUCGACACAGAAGAAAAUUUGCAAAAAAUUUUGAAUAUCGUCCUCGAGAGGAUACACUGUUUGGAGCAAGAACUGGAAGGUUUGACGCAUAUCAUGGGAGAUAUUAAGGGAAGAAUUGAGAAAAUCCAAAGCAGAUAUUGAAGUAGGAUCUAUGUCUAAUGUCUAGAAAAAUGGGCUGCGUAAUUCUUUAAUUUAAAAGGACAUGAUUAUUGAUCUCAACAAAAUAACAACUGGAUUUCCUAUAUAUUUUUAGAAUUUUCGUGACAUAAAAUAAAUAGAAUAUUUUGCAGUUGCGGGAAAAGAAACCAAAAAUACCAGAGUUUUUCCCCAGGAAUGUGUAAAUUGUUGUGUGGUUAAAUGAGAUUGAGCCCAAAAUGAAUAAAGUAAACUGAUCAGGAAUGUGGUGAGUCGGUAGUUAAAUUCCUUCGGAUUCGGACAUAUUUUCGCUUUUCUGUUUAGCUUUGAAUCGAUUUUUGUUACCUUCUGAUUGAAUUCCUGAUGAUGAUAUUUGUAUUUAAGUAACUUUAAGGUUUUAAUUAUUAAUCCAAAUUUGUGGAAUCUUCUUUUAUUUCAUUAAUAAACAUCAUCGAAUGUUUUAA
Messenger RNA from Belonocnema kinseyi, 1289 nucleotides. RefSeq names its product THAP domain-containing protein 2-like. The record is from RefSeq and is a predicted model, not a curated record. Lineage: Eukaryota; Metazoa; Arthropoda; Insecta; Hymenoptera; Cynipidae. Bases 145 to 831 code for a protein of 228 amino acids. The transcript is spliced from 3 exons.